CAUGCGCAGUAAGUAUAAUCAGCAGAAGAAAAUCGGAAGUUCUUUCAAGCUUUCAAAGCGGCGCGUCUAGUGUCAGGAAGACACAUUUUAGCCAAAAUGUUGAGUAAAGUGAUCGGUCAGAAGUAUAUCUCCAUCGCCAAGUUGUGGAUCCCAACCUUGGCUGUUUGGGGCACAGCUGGAGGCGUAGCUCUGGUCCAUUUCACAGAUUGGCGAUUGAUUUUGGAUUAUGUCCCUUACGUCAGCGGCAAAUUCAAGAAGGACGAGUAGUGGCACUCGGGUCGGUGCUGUUUUUUUAUAAAGAACAAGAGCUGCUGCAGCCGGUACCUCACACUGUCGUCCACCUGAAUGCCAGGCAGGUGGAAGCUUGUCAUCUUCACCCUACAGCUCAAGCAAGCAUUGAACUGUUCACUACCAACAUCCACCUGAAAUGCAGCAGGGUUCGGCAUUUCAACUUUCCUCCACCAGUGAAACCGCAAAUGGAAGGAAGAUGAAAACAGAGAUGAUGAAUGGACUUUUGUUUUCUUUUCCUACUUAGUUCGGGAUCAGGUAUUUAUUUUAACCAUCAGUUUUCUGUGUGUGUGGAUCAAACUUGAUUCAAAAUAAAAAUCUGUCCUUUGUCUCAUGAUGUAAUUGUUUUGAGGAGAGGAAGAAGAAGUAAAGUAUGUGAGAUUUAUCCUA
Molecule: messenger RNA, 678 nt
Organism: Lates calcarifer (barramundi perch)
Lineage: Eukaryota; Metazoa; Chordata; Actinopteri; Centropomidae
Gene: uqcr11
Product: cytochrome b-c1 complex subunit 10
Exons: 3
Coding region: 97-267 (56 amino acids)
Biological process (GO): mitochondrial electron transport, ubiquinol to cytochrome c
Cellular component (GO): mitochondrial inner membrane
Source: RefSeq, a predicted model, not a curated record